AUGUCAUCGUUCCGGCAGUUUGUAUGGGAUCCGGUGCUCUUAGUUAGUCAGAUGACGUGUCUCCAGACGUGCUUUUACGCCACCGAGACGAUUGUUAUGAUAUUUUGCAGUUUCUUCGGAUACGAACCUCUCCUUUCCACAAUUUUCUCAGCACAAGUAAGUCGAUAUUAUACCACAAAUUAAAGUGUGUUAUUUGCAGGCUCAGCGAUCAAUGGCACUAAUCCAACUGCUGGCAGCAGUGGGCGUGUCGAUCGCCCUCUCUCACCUUGUGCAGCGGGCGAAACAGUGCCUCGACUUCGUUUGUACCGUCCACUUCUUCCAUCUUCUGUUCGUUAUCAUCUACAAUCGGUCAUUACCCACCCAGUUUACUUGGUUUGUGCCACUCUGAAAAUGAAAGCAGCAACACGUGUUCUAGGUGGAUUCUGCAAGUCAUCUCUGCAACAGUGUGCACAGUUCUCGCGGAAUAUCUGUGCAUGCGACUAGAGUCUCAAGAGAUCAAACUGGAAGGAGGUCCGUCUCGAUACGAUCUGUGA
Molecule: messenger RNA, 533 nt
Organism: Caenorhabditis sp. 36 PRJEB53466
Lineage: Eukaryota; Metazoa; Nematoda; Chromadorea; Rhabditida; Rhabditidae
Source: the annotation of a GenBank genome assembly